AUGGAUGAAUUAGAAUACGAAAGUUUAAUCCAGUGGUCAUGUCGACAGUGUUAUUACAAUGGAAUGUUGUCUCAUGCCAGAGAAGCAUGCGAAUCAUAUCCAUCCAACGAUCGUUUGAGAAUACUUCUUGCUUUGGCAUUUCAUUUAACAAAUCAGGAGCGCGAAGCCUUGAAAGAAGUUUCAGGAAUCAUUCUUCAUGGAGAAUUUAGUCUUCCUGCUUUAAUUGUACAGAGUUUGAUUUAUAAAUCCACUGGAAAUGUUGAUAGAACAACUGUUGCUCAAAUUGAUGGAAAAAUACGGGAAGAUCGAAGAAAAGCAUCUCCUUCCGCACUAUCACUAGGAGCAAUGAUUCUUCUAUUGAUUCGAAAGCCAGAAAAGGCAAAAGAAUACGCUGAUCGAGCAUUUAAACAAGAUUCAUCAGAUUCAAAUGUUUUAAUAUCGAAAGGAUGGACGGAUUUAUAUCUUAACGCUCAAAGUACAUUUGGAAGAUCAACAAAUUUCUUUGAAACAGUUCUUAAAUCAAAUAGCAAACAUUUGAAUGCUCUUUUGGGUUGUGCUAAAUUCAAAGAAUAUCACGAGGAUCAUUUAGGAGCAAUUGCAAUUUUAAAUUCUUUAAUUGUUGGAUAUCCAAAAUACAGUUUUCCUCUUGUUGAGAAAAUGUUAAAUCAACUUGCCAUGAAGGAAUGGGAACAAGUUCUCGAGACUGCGAAUCGAAUUCAAUCAAUUGAUAACAAUAGUCUCGAUGCUAUGAAAGCGAAAACUUUUCUUGCACUCUGCCGUGAUGGUGAUUAUACAGAGGGUGUAAAAUAUAUUCAACAAUUAUUCAGAAAUAUGAUGAUAAUUGAGACAAAAAAUGUUGAUCUUUUAAAUGAUAAUAUUCAACUAUUCUCACGAAUCUCCAACAGAGAUAAAGAACUUCUCACGGAACUUUUUCGAAUUACGGAAAAAAUGGCACAUCAAAAUACACAAAGCGGUGAAUUAAUGGUGGAAUUGGGAAAUCUAUGCAUUUUAUUGGGUAAAGUUAAGGAUGCUGAGCGAUGGUAUCAAAAUACAGUUCGAAUCGACGAGUCCUCAUUUGCUGCAUUGACAGGUUUGGCAAAUUGUCAAUUACUUGAUACAUCAUCAACAGCUAAAGAAUUGGCAAGUCAACAAGUCGAUUUUCUAAUGGAAUUACAAUCUCAUUCACCAAGUCCCGAGAUUCUUUUUAUGUCUGCCAAAUUAUCAAAUUUAAAUCCACAAAAAGCUCUAAAAAAUUUAGAUGCGGCUGCAAUUAUUUUAGGAAAAAAUUGCGAAGGACUUCCCUAUGGUUAUGAGUAUUUAAAAAAAUUGAAUUGCGACCUUUGUCUUGAGAUUGUCAACGAACAUUUACUACAUUCCCCAGGCGGUGCUUUAACCGAUUUAGAGAAGAACCCCAACGUGCAUAAUAAAUCAGGCUUAAAUAAUCCCUGUUUGACACUUUUGGAAAAGGUAACGGAAGCAUGUCCCGGUCUUGGAAAUGCUCUACUCCUGUUGGGAAAAAUUAAAAUGCAAAAUGGCGAUUUCGAAGGUGCAUUGACAUCAUUAAAAAAAUUAUUGGACAUUGUCGAACCGACAAAUGCCACGGGGCAUUUAUUAAUGGCACAAAUUUUAGUACAUCGUGGACAAUAUCAAUUGGCAUCACAAACAUUGGAAGUUGGUUUGAGUUAUAAUUUUAAAGUGCGAGAUAAUCCAAAUUAUCACAUGAUUCUUGGUUUGGUGGCAAAAGAAAAUGGUGAUCUUUUGGGUUGUAUUCAAAAUUUUCGUACAGCAAUGAAUUUUGUUGAAAUGAAAUCAGAUAAGAGUGUUGUUCAAAUUUCGAUAUCGGAUAAAGCAACAUUGUAUACCGAAUUGAUUUUUGCUUAUAUAAAAAUGAGAAAUUUUCGUGAGGCUUUAUUAUUGAUUGAAGAGGCCGAAUUGAAGCUGAAAGAUACUGCCGAGGAGGGUAGACUUAUAAUAGCAAAAGCUGAGCUUAAUUUAGAAAUGGGAGAUAUUGACAAGGCAUUACAUUUACUAGCAAAGGUUUUGCCUGGCGAAACGUAUUAUUUGCAAGCCCAUAUUAAAUUAGCGGAAAUUUAUUUGAAACAAAGGAAAGAUCGCGAUGCAUUUGCAAAAUGUUUUAGAGACUUGGUGGAAAAUUGUCCUGGUUCUGAAACGUAUAGCAUGCUUGGUGAUGCUUAUAUUGCAAUUCAAGAACCCGAGAGAGCAAUUGAAGCUUAUGAACAAUCAUUGAGAAAUAAUGCCGGUGAUAAAAAUUUAGCACGCAAAAUGGGAAAAGCACUGGUGAAAACUCAUCAAUAUGAAAAAGCUAUCGAAUACUAUGAGAGAAUUAUAAAACAAAAAGAAUUUGGUGAUUUGAAACUUGACAUGGCUGAGCUUUUUAUGAAAUUGAAGAUGUACGAGAAAGCAGAAACGAGACUUUUACAGGAAUUACGAAUUGGUUCCUCGGGUACGGAUCCCCAAGACCUGGAGAUUCGAGGAAAACAAUUACUUUUGUUGGCAAAAGUUCGUGAAAGGAGUGGGAACAUAAAAGGAGCACUCUCCACACUAAAGGAUGCGAAAGACAAUCAAAAUAAAUACGCUUUGCGAGCUGCUACGUCAAGCGAUACGGCAAUUCGCAAACAAACUUUAACUCAGAUUUGUUUAUACAUUGCUGAUCAUGCAACUAGUUUGAGGGAAUUUGAUCAGGCGAUUGAUUAUUACAAGGAAGCUUUGAGUUACAAACCUAAUGAUAUUACUGCUCUUUUGUCGCUUGCAAAACUUUAUAUGCAAGUAAAUAAUCUGGACAAGUGCGAACAAACUUGUAUGACUCUUUUAAAGGCUGAUUCUAACAAUGAAGCGGCUUCAGUCAUGAUGGCUGAUUUAGCUUUUCGAAAAGUGGAUUUUGAAACAGCUGCGGUUUACUUUCGUCAACUUCUUCUUCAAAGACAAACUUAUUGGACAGCUUUGGCAAGAUUAAUUGAAGUUUCAAGAAGAACAGGCAAUAUGGACGAUCUAGAAGAAUGGGUCUCGCGAGCGGAAAAAUCAAUGGAUCCUCUAAAGCAGGAAGCUGGCUAUUAUUAUUGCAACGGCUUAUUAAAUUGGCGAAUUGGUAAAUUAAAUUCAGCUCUACGAAAUUUUAAUGCAGCUCGUCGUGAUCCAGAAUGGGGUCAGCAGGCGAUUUAUAAUAUGAUUGAGAUUUGUCUCGAUCCAGAUGACGAUUCACCCCUUUUAAAUGAAGCAUUCUAUGACGAAGAUGAAGAAUACGAGGAUGCAAGAACAAUGGCUUUAAAAACAGCACAACGUUUAUUGAAAGAACUUUUUCCCACUGGCAGUCCACACGAAUCAUUAACUCAUCGACUUUUGGGCAAUUUUUUCCUACUCGCUACCAAACAAAAAUACAAUAUCGAAAAAGCUCUGCACGAUUGUACAUCGAUGGCUAGCGAUGAAUCAUUACGCGAUCAUGUUGGUCCGGCUUUAGGUUUGGCAAUGGCUCAUAUUCUUUUGAAACAAACGCCACGUGCGAGAAAUCAUUUGAAACGUGUUAGCAAGAAUGUGUGGACUUUUGAAGACGCUGAAUAUUUGGAACGUUGUUGGUUAUUGUUGGCUGAUAUUUAUGUGCAAUCAAAUAAAUAUGAUUUGGCGAAAGAAUUGCUGAAACGUGCUUUACAACAUAAUGCCACUUGUGUUAGAGCUCAUGAAUUAUCGGGUUUUAUUGCGGAGAAAGAACAAAAUUAUCGUGAAGCUGCAGCACGUUAUGGACAGGCCUGGAAAUAUGGAGGAAAAUCGAAACUCUCAAUGGGAUGUAAAUUGGCGUAUUGCAAUUUGAAAAGUAAAGCAUAUGCUGAUGCAGUUGAUGCUUGUAAUGAGGUGCUAAAACAAAGUCCAGAUUAUCCAAGAAUUAAAAAGGAUAUUUUGGAGAAGGCAAUAAAUAAUCUUCGGACGUAAUUUGAUUUAAGAUCUAUAUAAUUUUAAGUCCGUUCAUAUUAUCCGUCCAUAAAAAUUAUUCUAAAUAAACAUAUAUCAUAGAAA
Leptopilina boulardi is the source of this 4026-nucleotide messenger RNA. Its product is annotated as tetratricopeptide repeat protein 21B-like. The coding region runs from base 1 to 3942 and encodes 1313 amino acids. Lineage: Eukaryota; Metazoa; Arthropoda; Insecta; Hymenoptera; Figitidae. Gene Ontology annotation, molecular function: protein binding. Gene Ontology annotation, cellular component: intraciliary transport particle A. The record is from RefSeq and is a predicted model, not a curated record. The transcript has 5 exons. Gene Ontology annotation, biological process: protein localization to cilium; intraciliary retrograde transport.